AUUUUUCCUGUGCGACACCGUGACGCGGGCAGUGACGCAGACAAUACGUCGCGAUGCACUGACGUUUCUGUAUGAAAUAGGCAGCAGCGCAACGCGAGUUUUCCUGGAGCGUCGCAGUGUAGUGCCGGGCGGCAGGGGGCUUCUGCCGGGCGGACCGCCUAGGAAUAAAGCUUGGGGUGAACACCGAGCAGUGAGGUGCCUGAGGAUUCAACGCAAUGGAGGAGCAGUGUCAGGGACCGUCUGCCCCUCCGUUCCAGCCUCAGAAAACACUGCGACCAGACAUGGGUUAUAACACUCUGGCCAAUUUCCAGAUUGAGAAGAAAAUUGGACGGGGCCAGUUCAGCGAAGUAUACAGAGCCACUUGCCUUUUAGAUCGAGUACCUGUUGCUCUAAAGAAGGUUCAGAUUUUUGAUUUGAUGGAUGCAAAAGCAAGAGCAGACUGUAUCAAAGAGAUUGACCUCCUUAAGCAACUGAACCAUCCAAAUGUCAUUAAAUAUUAUGCUUCGUUCAUUGAAGAUAACGAAUUGAACAUAGUCUUGGAACUGGCAGAUGCGGGGGACCUAUCUAGGAUGAUAAAGCACUUUAAGAAACAAAAGCGGUUAAUCCCUGAACGGACAGUGUGGAAAUAUUUUGUGCAGCUUUGCAGUGCACUGGAACAUAUGCAUUCCCGCCGUGUCAUGCACAGAGAUAUUAAGCCGGCCAAUGUGUUUAUAACAGCCACAGGCGUGGUGAAGCUGGGGGAUUUAGGUUUGGGACGCUUCUUCAGCUCAAAAACCACAGCUGCACAUUCUUUAGUGGGUACACCUUAUUAUAUGUCACCAGAGAGGAUACAUGAAAACGGAUACAACUUCAAGUCUGAUAUUUGGUCAUUAGGAUGUCUACUUUAUGAGAUGGCAGCAUUGCAAAGUCCAUUUUAUGGAGAUAAAAUGAACCUGUACUCUUUGUGUAAGAAGAUAGAGCAAUGUGACUAUCCACCUCUACCGUCUGACCACUAUUCAGAAGAGCUGCGAAUGUUGGUGAAUACCUGCAUAAAUCCAGACCCGGAGAAGAGACCAGAUGUAACCUAUGUGUACGAGGUUGCAAAGCGUAUGCAUGCCUUGACCGCCACCAGCUAGAUUAGAAGUUGAUCCAGGACUCCCACCCUACGUCCAUCAUUUUCAAGAUUUCUUACAGUAUACCUAGAAGGAGUGGACAAGUUUUCAGUUCUCCUCAGCUUCUUUAUCGGGUCUGUGAGACAUUUCCAACCCCUUCCGUUCUUAGCAGCAAUGCAGAUCUUUUCAAAUAAUCAGCUGGGGGAGAACUUGCACUUCCAAGAUCUACAGUAGCUCUCAUUCUGCAAUUACUAUUUUAUGUCCACAGUAUGAUUGCAGUAAAUCAGUGGUGGUUAUCUCCAAUCCGUUUACAAAACCUGUCUCUCGUGCUUUCAGGGGUAUAUUAGUGAGAGAUGUUUUAUUUUUCUCUUGAUGUAGAUUAGCAAAUGAAAAAUCUGCAUGGGGAAGGGCCUUAACGGCAAUGAAAUCUACAGAUGGGAGACUUAGUGUGCCUCCUUUGCACCUGCGACUAUAGAAGGUUAUUGCAGGUUACAGCCAUGUAUAGGUAUAUUGACUUUCUUAUCAUAAUGAAAUUUAUAGUAAAUCAUGGCCAUAUUUUGCCUGUCAACAAGACCGGUCAAUUAACCCUGGGUGGGCCAAUAGUGCCUUUGACAUUAACCCUUUCAUUGCCAGGCUGCUCAUUUGCACUCUUUCAUUGUAAUGAAAGAGGUAUUUUUUUAAUCUUUUUUUUUUAAUUAUUAUUAUUCUAAAAAAUUCAGAUAAACUUUAGUGCAAUGUUUUAUUUUGCUUUUUUCGUCCAAUAAAUAUAUAUUUUUAUGUGUAAAAUAAUCAAAUGAACAUUUUGGUGUAUUCUACCACAAUAGUAAAAAAUUUCUUUAAAAGUCCUAUUCCUGUGAUAUCAAUUCAUCUGUAUAUUUUGUACUAACUAUACUGUUCUGUAUUCAACAUCUCAAGUUCUGCUUCCGCUUAUAUAUGCCGGUUGCCUGCUUCACUUUUUGUAGCUUAAGAAUUGUUUAAGAAAAAAAUAGCAAAUAGGACCAAAAUCAACAAUUGGCAGGAAUAUUCGAAUUGUGUAUUUGGUCAGUAAAGUAACUUUGUUGCAAAAUAAUUAAUGUAAUAUCACGCGUUAUCAAGUUUCCAUAGACAUACAGAAUCAUUAUGAACAUUUUUCAUUAUGCUAAGCAUUCACUGGUAUUUUAAACUUUAGUAGAUAAACAAAAAUACUUUUUUUCAUUAACGGCAGGAUGUUAUGGUGUGCGAGAUGCCGGCCGAUCUCCAACAUGUUUUUGUAAAGGGGUAAUCACUUACAAGGCAAAAACCAUGCCUUUGUAAGUUAUUGCCCUUUU
Pseudophryne corroboree (corroboree frog) is the source of this 2398-nucleotide messenger RNA. It is a transcript of the gene NEK7, whose product is annotated as NIMA related kinase 7. The record is from RefSeq and is a predicted model, not a curated record. NCBI's taxonomy places the organism in Eukaryota, Metazoa, Chordata, Amphibia, Anura, Myobatrachidae. Gene Ontology annotation, cellular component: nucleus. The coding region runs from base 216 to 1115 and encodes 299 amino acids. Gene Ontology annotation, molecular function: ATP binding; protein serine/threonine kinase activity. Gene Ontology annotation, biological process: peptidyl-serine phosphorylation. The transcript is spliced from 10 exons.